AUGUCUGAGUUACUUUCUGAGAAUAAAGCUCAAGAAAUGAGCACUUCUGUGGUGAACAAGAAUUCUGAUGAUAGCUGGUUGGAGAACGAGCCUCUUGAAGAAACUCUGAUAGAGGAUAAUAAUAAUACACUGAAUAAAUGCGGUUCAAAGGACAAUGAGCACCUUGAUCAGCUAGAUGAAGUUAGUUCACUUAAAAUUAGUGAGAAAAUAAAUGGACAGUCAGGGACACAAGAUGGAUCAUUUAAGCUAGUAGAAAGUGAACAUCAAGAGAAACAACCACUUCAUAAUGAUUUUAAGAGGAAUAUACUUGAACGAAUGGAAACAACCUCAAUAGUCGAAGAACAAGCUAACACUGACAUAAACACAGAACCUUCAGAGAAAGCUGUGCACGUGUCAGAUAAUAAUGAUACCGAACUCUUACCAAAAGAAAAUGAAUUAGGUACGAUCGACGGAUCUUUUCCGGAUAAUGGAGAUGCAGUCGUUUUUGAAGACGAUGAAUUAAACACUGGUGAUGCAACAAUUUAUGAUAAUAAUGAAGAUGGCGUUGUACCCAAUGAGUUGGAGAGUGAAUCAAAUCUUUCUGUUGGUAAGCAGUCUUCUAAAAAAGAAAAUGAUCUUUCAAAUAGCGAGAAAUCUCGCUGUACCUUGGUAUAUGAAGGCCAAGAAUUUCCAUUACACGUAAAGUUAAACAAAUGCUUGGGUGAAUGGAUGCAAGAUCUCAAAAAAGAAUAUAUUCGAGAUGAAAUACACGAUCAUGAAGUAGUGCUGACAUUUAAAGAUUCAGCCGCCGAUGACUUUCGAUUAGACAAUAAAUAUUCACAACGUUUCACUCUUGGGAAGAUUAUUACUACCCACAAUAGAUAUCGGAAGUCUCAUGAUUUGAAUACAACAGACCUUCUUAUAGUAAUGACUUUACAAGAACGAACUAAGCAUAUAAAAUAUUUAUAUUCUGCUUCAGAUGUCGCAGGUGAAGAUCCUGAAUCUUUUGAUGAUGGAGAUAUUAAUGAUUAUGAUAAUAUAUUACCACAAUCUACAACCGAGAUAGCACAAUUAUCUGGGACAGGUAAUUCAUUUUUUAAACCAUCAAAAGAUGCCUUAGCAGUAUUAAAAAUUAUGAUGUUUCCUAAUUAUCCCGGAGGUGAUAAUGGAGAAAUACAAUAUAUUGAUAGUGAAGCCUGGAAAAACGGAACUCCAGGGUUUUACGGGGUUCCUCCAAUAUACCAAAUACCAACGAAUGAAUUAUAUGUUGGUCCGCAGGGAACUUAUGGGAGUGGCCUAGGAUUAUAUGAUAACAUGCAGUUUGAACAAAAUGAUUUAUAUGGCGAUACUUUUAACGAAUUACUAACUAAUUUCGACAAUCAAGCUGAAAACUUUGAUGGAUCAUCAAUCUAUUAUAAUCAGACGUUGGAUAAUUAUGGUAUUCCCAAAGAAAGUAUAUAUGAUGAAACGUUAGAUCCCAAAGAAAAUGUAUAUGAUCAGUCGUUAGGAAUAAGUAAUUCUCAAAAUAGUUCUGAAGCGUUAAAUAUUGGUGAUAAAGCGCCAUUUGUAACAGAAGAUCUUUCAGCUAUGGAUACUGAGCCAAAAAAAGAUCACCCAAUUGCACCUACCGAUGAUGAAUAUCCUGUAAAUGAGAUGGAAGUUUCUAAAGGAAAACGAGAAAGGUCUUGCACGAGCGAUUCCGAAGGAGAUGUCAAUAAGAAGGCCC
Messenger RNA from Dentiscutata erythropus, 1705 nucleotides. The record is from the annotation of a GenBank genome assembly. NCBI's taxonomy places the organism in Eukaryota, Fungi, Glomeromycota, Glomeromycetes, Diversisporales, Gigasporaceae.